This is a messenger RNA of Maylandia zebra (zebra mbuna), 2061 nucleotides long. NCBI's taxonomy places the organism in Eukaryota, Metazoa, Chordata, Actinopteri, Cichliformes, Cichlidae. The record is from RefSeq and is a predicted model, not a curated record.
AUGUUGUGCUGCUUUGAUGUGUCAUCGUGCUCUCAGAUAGUCAGUCUUCCUCAAAAUAAGGUCUAUCUGUCAUACAUCUUGAAGUCGUAGUUGCUGAAAACCAUAUUUCCUGUGGAAUUACUCCCCCCUUGAAUCAUUUCUCCCUCGAAGUACCUGAGAAAAGGAAGACUGUGGCAAGGAGGAGGUUCUGCAUACGCUUCUCCGAAAUGCCAGAGACUUCUGAUGAGUACAUGAAAUUUGGACAACAAAAAGUCGAACGCCAACUUGAUAGCAUCAAACAGAUGGAAGAGCCACCCAUGUCUGUGUCAGGAAGUCAGGCAAGUCCAGAGUGCCGGCUCAAAUUUGGAUCUAAAACUUGCUGGAGCAGUAUGGAAGGCAUUAGACAGAAGCAGCAGAGACCAUCAGUUCUGCGUCACGUUUCUCCAGUCGCUUACAGGCAACGACGUGAAAGCAGUGCAGCAGUCUCCAUUUGCAAGGAAGAGGUGGAUGCAUGCCAUAUUCUUCAGGAACCUUCACCUCACAUGGGCUCUUCUCCCACAUCGAGCCAUCAUUUCCUCUCCUUGAGGAGGGGAGACAUUCAAAAGCAGACCUCUCUUGAGGCCCGGCUUCAUGACGGCAUCCCACAGGGGACCAGUGUUCUGCUCAUGAGUGGGCUCUGCCGAUGGCCUGGCUGUGAAGCAGUAUUUGAAGACUUCUCUAGUUUCUUGAAGCAUCUUCAUUCUGAACACGGACAUGGUGACAGAAGUAUUGCUCAAUGGAGGGUCCAGCAGGAUAUUGUUCAGUACAUGGAAAGUCAGCUCAUUCUGGAAAAACAGAAACUCAUUGCAAUGCAACUUCAUCUCUCAGAGGACAAAUACUCUGACUCGAAGGCAGCUUCUGAGUGGCAAUACAGCCUUCCUCUGUUCCUGCCGCAGCCUCAGGUUACCAGUGGAGACAGAGUGCAACAGUGGGCCACCAAACAUCUGGAAGAGCUGGUCCAGCAUGGCAACAGACCUACUGCUUCUGAUCAUCUCCUCCCAGAUUUGGUUCCCAGUAUUGAGUGUUACAAAUACAACAACAUCAGGCCUCCUUACACCUAUGCAUACUUGAUAAGAUGGUCUAUCCUGGAGUCUCCAGACAAACAACGUACUCUGAAUGAGAUUUACAACUGGUUCACUACCAUGUUCUUCUACUUCAGACAUAAUACUGCCACCUGGAAGAAUGCAGUACGUCACAACCUCAGCCUUCACAAGUGUUUUGUGCGAGUGGAGGGAGGAAAGGGAGCUGUGUGGACAGUCGAUGAAAUGGAGUACCAAAGGAGGAAGGGUCAGAAGUAUCAGCGGUAUAAAAAUCUUCAACACGAACACACAGGAGAGCAGAAGUGUACAAUAGGAAGCAAAUUAACAAACUCUUGAUAACUUUCUGUUAUCUUGUUUCAUUUACCCCAACAUCAGCAAUCAGGCUAUGUGGUCAGCUUUGUAACUCAACCCAUUGUUUAACAGUGUAGAGACAUGGUAAAGAGAAAGGACAGCCUGAACACAUCAGGACAUAAUAACAAUCAGGGGGUCAUUAGCAGUUCUUCAAAUGAUAAUUACAACUGCAGAUGAAGAACACAUGACAUGUUACACCAUGUAAUUAUAUAGAUACAUAUAUAUAUAUAUAUUAAAAAAACUAAGCCAAAAUCCAGAAGCAGCGUAUAAAAAACUAAGUAGCAGCCAUGUGCUGCUAAUCAAAUCCAUUUCAUUAAUGAAUCAUCUGUAAGUGUGAACACAUAUAUAAAAGAAGAGGAUAGGAAGGUUUGCAGUGCAGGUCUGGAGAUUUCAUCUGUGUCCUAGAACAUUACGAGUGAUCCUAAAAAAACAAUUCUUGUUGCCCUUUUAUCUGGCAAGAGUUAAAAGGCCAAUUUCAAAUAUUUUACACUGAUUAUUCACAAGUAGAAAACAUUCAGUACUGCUGCAAACUUUCCCUAGGAGUAGAUAUCCCAUCACGCAAGUUUGGUCUACUACACAAGUUACUAUACCAAUGUGUGGAUAUUUCCCAUUCCAUUCGCUUCCGCUUAUCCUUUUUCAGGGUCGCGGGGGG